Messenger RNA from Varanus komodoensis (Komodo dragon), 5319 nucleotides. RefSeq names its product PLAG1 like zinc finger 2 (gene PLAGL2). The transcript has 3 exons. Lineage: Eukaryota; Metazoa; Chordata; Lepidosauria; Squamata; Varanidae. The coding region runs from base 594 to 2048 and encodes 484 amino acids. The record is from RefSeq and is a predicted model, not a curated record. Gene Ontology annotation, molecular function: DNA-binding transcription activator activity, RNA polymerase II-specific.
AAAAUCAGGGUGUCCCACAGAUACUCCCCUGCUGUGGGGGAAUUUGGGGUUCCAGUUCUGAAAGUGUGUGUGUUAUGCUCUCCUGUGGCAAGACCCUGGGAUGUAGUACCUUGAACUCUGCAUGUCUUGGGAGGAAUUUUAAUCUUUAGUUCUUCCGUAAAACUUGAUUAUAAACUUUUCGCAACUGCACAAGGACUACAUAUCAAAAUUUUAGUCAGGUAGCUUUAACUAGAGCUCUUGACUUAGUGAGAGAUGAGGGCUCUCAUCUUUGCAAGCUCACUGUCCCAAGUGCUGAUGGGCUGUUCAGUUUCAGCGGGAGAAGGAAUGGCAUGAGAGAUGGGAAGCACCGUGUCUCUGGCCGUAUGCCCAUCUCCCGGAGGAGCUCAUGUGGCCUUGUCCUGUUUGACCUACUUGGAUGGAAACACUUGGCUUAGCUGAAUGGCUGUGUGCCCUGUCAUGUUGCCAGAUUCCUAGGCAGAUGUGUGGAUCCCUCUUCUUGUUGAAACUUUCUAAAUGCGUGGAUGUGACCGUACCAGUGCGAUGCCCAUGGGCAGGGAUUCUACUUCAUAUGGCCCUCCUCCACUAGGCCUGCCAUGACCGCUUUCUUCACGAGUGUCCCCAACUGGAUUCAAGAUGCAAAGCAGGAGGAGGAGGAGACGGGCUGGAAACUAGUGGCCAGACCCCGGGGCCGGGAGAGUGACAGCCCAGGGAAGUGCCAGUAUGAGUUGUCAGGAGCCUCCCUCCCCAGCGUGGACAAGCUGAGAGCAAACCCGGAGCUGAGGCCGUACUGCUGCCCGCAGCUGCACUGUGGCAAAGCCUUUGCCUCCAAGUACAAGCUGUACAGGCACCUGGCCACCCACUCGGCCCAGAAGCCCCACCAGUGCAUGUACUGUGAGAAGAUGUUCCACCGCAAGGACCACCUCCGCAACCACCUCCAGACGCACGACCCCAACAAAGAGGCCCUCCACUGCCCGGAGUGCGGCAAGAACUACAACACCAAGCUCGGCUACCGGCGCCACCUGGCCAUGCACGCCGCGGCCAGCGGCGACCUCAGCUGCAAGGUGUGCCUGCAGAUGUUUGAGAGCACCCACAUCCUCCUGGAGCACCUCAAGGCGCAUUCCCGGCGGCCCUCCGGCAGCAUGAAGGAGAAGAAGCACCCGUGCGACCAUUGCGACCGGCGCUUCUACACCCGCAAGGACGUGCGGAGGCACCUGGUGGUGCACACGGGCCGGAAGGACUUCCUGUGCCAGUACUGUGCCCAGCGCUUUGGCCGCAAAGACCACCUGACCAGGCACAUGAAGAAGAGCCACUCCCAGGAGCUGCUCAAGAUCAAGACGGAGCCGGUGGACAUGCUGGGCCUCCUGAGCUGCAGUUCUGCCGUGUCCGUGAAGGAAGAGCUCAGCCCUGUCCUGUGCAUGGCGUCCCGGGACGUGAUGAGCAGCAAGAGUUUCCCGGGGAUGCUGCCCAUGGGCAUGUAUGGAGCACAUGUUCCGGCCAUGCCCAGCUCAGGGAUGCCCCCUUCUCUGGUGCCCAACCCUCUGCCAAUGGGAAUGAGCUACCCCCUGGAGUCGUCCUCCCCACCACAGCCUCCCCCAAAGUUCCAGCUCGGAUCUACCUCAUACUUGCCUGACAAAAUACCCAAGACAGAGGUGGACAGCUGCUUGCCAGAGCUCCCUGGAGGCCUGUCCCUCAUGGCCGGAGAGCCUUCCUCAUCCUCUCCGCAGCCAGCCACCCUGGAGGAGACGCUGCUCUCCAAGAGCCCCGCUCUGCUUUCCGAAGCACUCUGUGCUGCUAACAUGGACUUCUCCCACCUGCUGGGCUUCCUUCCCUUGAACCUUCCUCCCUGCAACCCUCCGGUGUCGUCGGGGGGGCUGGUCAUGGGUUACUCGCAGGGGGAGACCCAGUCCCUCUUCACCGCUCUGCCCCCACAGGAGCCGUCAGGAGCCACGGCCUCCCUCGGCUUCGGAGCCCUUCAUUCAUUGCCCUCCGUCUUUUCUCCUGGCCUGGGUGCAAGCACCUUGCCACGUUUCCACCAGGCGUUCCAGUGAGGCAGCUGGAGAAAGCAGAGCUUCCCUGGGCACGUGCGGAUGGACGGGGCACUGCAAGCAGGCCUGGUGAACUGAAACUGUUGCCCACGUGUUUUGGUGCGCGUCCCAGUCCUGGACAGUGAGUAGAGUCGCAGGGAAAGAACUUCAGGUAUUUCUCCUCCUCUGUCCUUUCGUAAACCGGGAGCCCUGCGUCAUGCUGACCCUCACUGGGGCUCCCCGCCUCAUCCUGCGGUCGGAAGAGGUUGAAUUGGGCCCGUCCCGUGCUGGGGCCAGGGUUCUGUUCUGCAUUUCAGUAUCGCGAUAUGCAGGGCGGGCGGAGAUGACCCGCCUGGCCUCACACCCCGCUCCGCCUGUGCAGGUGGUUCUUCCCGCCGCCUGGGUGCCGAUUAAAUGCAUCCUCCUUUGGAGCCGCUUUGUAGAGACCUGUUCCCACAGAACUGCAUUUUUGUAAGCAGGGGUCCUUCCCUCACCGUUUCAAAUCAGGAAGUUCCAGAAACGCCGUCCACGUUUCUGGCAUAGCUAGCACACUGUUUACACAAUGAAAUCAGGCCACUCUGGUUUCACUUCACUACUUCUCCCAUUUCUUCCCCUGUGGGGAAAAUAGACUGACUUUGGAUUGCUUUGGCCUUGGCCAAGCGAGGCGAGCACUCUGGAUGUUUUCCCUCAGAUUCCAGCGCAGGCUGGUAGGACCCGGCAGCAUCACAGGCCGCGCUUGCGCCGCCGUGCUUGAGAGCAGUGUUUCCUCAAGCGCACGUGAGAUGAGGAAGGGCCUUUCCUGUUCUGGCGGGAGCUCGCUGUCGGGGUGGCUUGCACACCCACAGUACCUGUUUGGUGGUCAGGCCUGGCUUGGAGAGGGCGCUUGGUCCUGGCCAUUCAAGCACAACCUGGCUUGCUCCGGGGCAGGGCCCUCCCAGCCCAGGAGCACCAGGUCCUGAGAAGAGGUGGGUGGUUCGUGUCCUCCCCAUGCCUGCAAGGUGUCACUCAGGAAGCCCCCAGGCCAUGCGCUGAAGCGAAGGUGCCCACCUCUGGCAAUCCUGCCCACAGCACGUAACCGGCUAACCUCAGGCCGGGUGGGCCAAGCUUCGACAAGGAGCGGGCUGCGGCCUCACCCUUUGCCUCGGGGAAGUUUGGUGACUUCCAGGUGGCAAAUUUGAACCAAUGAUGUCUUUUCUGCAAUAGGCCUUCAGGCCCCAUUCCUGCAAUGUUGGCUCGCCACCGCGAGCUGCAGCUGUAUCACUGAGCCCUCGCAGAUCCCCCUCCAUCUCCCGGACGCCUUUGCCCCGCCUCUGGCAGGCUGCUCCCUCGCGCUGCCGCAGAAAGCCAGAUCCCGAACCCAGGCAGGAACAGAGCGCAGGAGGGAACAGAGCAUGGUGCGAUGCGGGCCCGCCUCACGCCCCGCAGCGGCAUUUGCCUGAUCUGGGGCAGUCCGUGCGCGCUUCGUCUUUCUAGCAGGUUGCUGGUGUCGGGAGGGCGAGGACUUGGCUGCACCGCAGGAGAACUGGGCUCUCCCAUGCCCAGCAAGCCGCUGCUCCGGCGUGUGCUGCCGCACCCCAGCAUUGGCCCCUCCGCUUCCUCUCGCUCGGCGCCCGCGGGCUCCUCGGCUUGCCUGUGUCUCCACGAAUACCUCGUAAUGAAGCUUCUCUGCUUCCCCGUUUGUCCGAACUCCCACGCUGUCCCUCGGUGGCGUCCUCUGGGGCCUGCCUGCUUGCGUCGCACUUCAGGGGGGUCUCCCCAAGCCCCAGAUAUGCACCUCUUUAUACCUCAUAUGCAGGGCAGGCAAUGCCUGAGGCGCCUCUUGCGGCUGCCUUUUGCCUACCCGGGAAUUCUAAGCCUACCUCUGCGCCGGUUCUUCCGGAGCAGCCCUUGGUUCCUCUGGAUCCCUUCCGUAAGUUGAUUCACAGGAGGUUUGCCUGCUCUCUCCUGCUGAGCCCAGCUUGCUUCAAGGGCUGGGCUCCCCCCACCGUGGCAUUUUGCAAGUGUGUGUGCGGGAGCCCCCGCCCGUUCCUUGCACACUUGGCUAGCCUUUCCCAGCGUGUUCCUUCAUAUCAGUCCAAUAUUUUGUAUAGAUCCUUACCUCAGCAAUUGCAUGUGGCAGUGAGUUCCACAAGCCAUGCUUCUUGACGUGUUUUAAGAUGUUGCCUUUCUGAUUUCAGUGAGUGCCUUGUGCUGGGUAACUAGAAGAGGUCCUAGGCUUCUCCUUAUCCUUCGGUGUGUUGGAUACCUCAGUUGCAUCUCCUGUUAAGCUCUUCCUCCAAAACGUGUUGCACAUUCUGUUUUUAUGCAAUGCUCAUCACACCCUACCUCGACAGUUCGAAGCAGGGUGGCUUCUCUCACCCUGGGAGCUCUUCUCUUGCCUACGUCCUUUGAUUGAUAAAGGAGACCCGUCAGGUUCCCGUUCCUAGGCUUCUGGAUGUUUGCCACCUUGACAUGUGUCUCUGUGUCAUUACCCAAGUGAAAAAUGCUUACUCCUUCAGAGCCAUCUCGGGCACCAAACUUAGUAUUCACACUUAUACCAAAAAUGGCUCUGCUAGAAAUUGGAGGAAACCGACAGGAGUUUUUCAAAGAUGUAAAUACGAGAUGGCCGCAUCAGCAGCUGCAAUCGGCCAGGCAGGUGGCAGUCUGGCGUCGUGUUUCUGAUGGAGACCAAAGCUGCGUGUUGCUGGAAGUCUGUAGUGCUAGGACCCCGUGGUUCAGUUAAAAGGGGGAGGGGGAGUUAGUGGCAGACUGUUCGUGGUCUUGAAAUCAAAAGUUUGUUUGUUUCGAGAGCAAACAAAGAAAGUGUACGUGGAAGUGCAAUGCUUCUCCAGCCUGAGCAGCAGAGAAAUGUGAAAAGCGGCUCUCUGGUAGCACUUCAAGGAGAAGGCAGUGGACGCAGAGGCCGGAGCGGCACUCGGUCCCGCGUUUCAGGGCCGUUCACCGGCCGUCGCUGUUCAGAGAGCGAGUGGCAGCGCUGCCCUGGUGUCAUUGCCCAUGACCUGCAUCCAUUUUUCUCUUGCUUUGUGCUCCACAUGAAGGAAGAAUUUGUGUUUUGCUUUUGGAAGGCAGUAAAAGGCCGGUGUGUUCUUGCUCAUACCUGCACAUCUGGCCUUUUAAAGAAGGGGGAGACAGAGGUGUGAGACUCCCUUUCUCAAAGCCAGGAAGCAGCAGUUGCCUGAGCUUUACUUAAAACAGUCCCCUGGUGAACGGGCCAGCAGGCAUCCAGGGAGGCCACCCGUUUUGUCUGCAGUGUAUAUAUAAAGUUUGCCAUCAAGUUCUUUGGUCAGGAUGCAUU